Messenger RNA from Acanthaster planci (crown-of-thorns starfish), 4653 nucleotides. Its product is annotated as neprilysin-1-like. Gene Ontology annotation, cellular component: plasma membrane. The record is from RefSeq and is a predicted model, not a curated record. Gene Ontology annotation, molecular function: metalloendopeptidase activity. Gene Ontology annotation, biological process: protein processing. NCBI's taxonomy places the organism in Eukaryota, Metazoa, Echinodermata, Asteroidea, Valvatida, Acanthasteridae.
CCAAUGGUGCACUGAGCUUCAUGCGAUGGGCUUGUACAGUACAGGAAUAGAUAAUCAUAUACCAUCAGGCCCUCAGUUUUGUGCGCGUUACGACAAAAGCCUGGAAAAUCUGGCGCACUGUUAGUCUCCCAGAUUGGCAAGUUUGUCCCCCCCUCCCCCUACUGAACAAAAUUUGCCCGGCAACAUUAUUAUACGUUCUUUUAUGCAGAAUAUGGACUUAGUUUGUAGUUCAGUUGCAGAAUUGUACAAUGGACGCCAACUCUGAGUUUGCACAGUCUUUUGAUACGUUGGUUUUCGUGAUCUCUGCCCGAACGCCUGUCCGCCGGGGUAGCCAACGGCGCAGAGCGACAAAGAAACCUCGAGAUUGUGUCCUUAGAUGUUAUUCGUCGUCGUCGUUGUCGUCAACGUCGUUGUUGCUGUUUACUGUAACCAUGUGCUCUAAUUUUCUUCUCAAACCCUGGCUCAUCUCUAUCUUGAUUUCGACAGGUAUCUUUCCUGUGACCUCUGAGCUCUCAGGCUAGAACGGACUCGACGUGCGGUACCCGGGGGUAUUUAACUAAUCCCAACCCACUGACAUCACAAGUUGCCUAACGCAACUUCGCUCCACGCGGCAGCGACACGACACCACAAAAAGAGAGUUCCCCGACCAUCGAACGUCUGGCUAAUUUUCGUCUGACUGCUGUCCCGCCCUGUUUAAUAAGUUGGACCCUCCGCAUUUCUGACAAGUUGUCCACGGGGCGCUCGAUUAUUUUUUGGAAGGUUUGUUUGGGCGAGAGGUUCGACGUCUGGGCGACGACCGCUGGCCAAGCUCACCAUGGGUAGCUCCGUCAACCCCUUCGUCAAUAACAACAUGGAAGGUAGCCGGCAGAAGCUCACAUUUGAGGAGCAAGUCAUCUACAAGAGGCCCACCAAGGUGUACAUGAUCACCCUGCUUAUCUUAGCCUUGACAACCAUCGCCGUGCUGGUCCCUCUAGUUGUGGUUGUUCUGGAGAGGAACAAACUGGCAAAAGACGUGGAAGAAAUGAAGUCAUCACAAAACUCCAGGUUGUGUACAUCGGAACAGUGUGUCAAGUCGGCUGGAAUCUACCUGGACAAUAUGAACCAACGCGCCGACCCCUGCGAUAACUUCUUCGAAUACGCUUGCGGCGGCUGGGUCAAGAAAAAGGUCAUUCCGGAGGACAGAUCAAGUUUCAGCGCUUUCACCGACCUGAGAGAGGAAGUGGCUGUCAAGUGCAAAGAGUUGUUUGAGAGAGACGGAAAACCCGGCGAGGCGAAAUCUAUCACUAGUGUCCGAAACUUCUACAAGUCAUGCCUCGAUCUAGACAAGAUCAAUGAGAAGAAUUCUCAGCCACUGAUGGACCUCCUCCAAGCCUUGGGUGGCUGGCCCGUGCUAGGUAACACCCAGGGUGGGAACUGGAACCGGUCUUCGUUCCAGUUCGAGAGCUUCUGGGCCUUCCUUAGCGGGAAGUACGGCGCCGACUUGAUUGUCUCCUCGUGGGUUGGAGUAGAUGACAAGAACUCAUCAAGUCACAUACUGAAGCUCGAUCAACCGUCUCUUGGCCUUGGCAGCAGGGACUAUUACCGGGAUGCAGAGUUUGAAGAGGAAAGAGCAGCGUAUUUGCAGUACAUGGUUGACGUCAUCGUAGAGCUUGGUGGGGACGAAGCAACGGCCAGACCAGAAAUGGCUAAUGUCUUGGAGUUCGAAACGACCAUAGCAAACAUGUCCACACCAAAGGCUGAGAGGCGAGACAACGAGGCACUGUAUAACAUAUAUACCCUGGAAGAACUGACCACAGUCUACCCCCAGAUCAACUGGACGCUGUACUAUGACUUGGUCAUGCCGGAGAAAGUGAAGCCUAUUCUUCCCUCGGAACGAAUCGUCAACAGGGCGCCAGCAUACAUGGAGAACCUCACCGACUGGCUAGAGGCACAGGACAACAGAGUGAUCGCCAACUACAUGGUGUGGCGACUUGUGGACAUAAUGGUGCCUGACCUCGGCCAGACCUUCAUCGAUAUUUACCAGCGGUACCUGAACGUCUUGAGGGGGACAUCGACUACCUCGGCCCGCUGGAAGCGAUGCGUGAAUGAGGGUAACAUUGUGUCGGAGUUUGCCAUUGGGCGCAUGUACGUAGAGGAGAACUUUCCUGCGGUCGCCAAGGAGAAGACAGUCGAGAUGAUAGGCAACUUGAAGACUGCCUUCAAGGCCAUGCUGGAGACGAAUGACUGGCUACAGGAGGCGGACAAGAAAGUGGCUGCGGAGAAGGCUGACAAAAUGCGAAUUGAUGUGGGUUACCCUGACUGGAUAAUGGACGAUGUCAAACUGGACGAAAAAUACCAAGGGUUGGACUUUCUUGCCGACACCUACUUCGAGAACUCUCUCCUGUUCCGCCAGUGGAGUAGGACCGAUAGUCUCUCCCUUUUGCGGGACAUUGUGGACAGGACAGCUUGGACGUCCGGCCCUGCAGUUGUAAACGCGUAUUUCAGCUCCAGCAAGAAUCGAAUUCUUUUCCCAGCUGGAAUUCUGCAGCCUCCUUUUUACCAUCAAGAUUUGCCCUGGUAUUCGAAUUACGGUGGCAUCGGAGUGGUCAUCGGUCAUGAAAUCACACACGGAUUUGAUGACAGAGGGAGACAAUAUGACAAAGAUGGCAACCUGGUGGACUGGUGGAGCGCAGACUCAGUGGUGAAAUUCAAGGAGAGGGCGCAAUGCAUUGUGGACCAGUACGGGGACUUCGUCAUGCCCGAGACCGGCGAAACCCUGAACGGCGUCCAGACACAAGGAGAAAACAUUGCUGAUAACGGGGGCUUGAAAGAGUCGUACAAGGCCUACAAGGAUAAUGUGGCUAACGAGCCGGCUCUACCAGGGUUAAACUUUACCGCAGACCAGAUGUUCUUCUUAACCUUUGGCCAGAUAUGGUGCAGUGCCUUUCGGCCGGAAGGUGUGACGUCACAAAUCCUAUCAGGAGUUCAUAGUCCCGGUCGCUACAGGGUCAUCGGCCCUAUGCAGAACAACGAAGCCUUUGCCAAGGCCUUCAGCUGCCCGCCAACAAGCUACAUGAACCCGGCAGACAAAUGCAAUGUCUGGUAGCCGCCGCCCGACUGUCCAGCCUUGUGUAUAAUUAUUCGGUGUAAAUUAAUGUCAGUGCCGUGGUACGUCUUUUCGUUCGUUGACUCGACUGAUUUUGGCGAACUUGAGAAGUGUACAUUCGUGAUUUACGCUGAUAUUUAAAGUGUAGGCCUAAAUGUAAAGCAGGACCUGCAGGGUUGGGAUGACUGAUGUGGGAUUAGAACAAGGGAAGUUGGAACAUCGUCCAGUCAAUUUUCCUGUUCACUGGAAUCGCACCAGACUGUAGACAAAGCUUCUUGCGUACCAUCAAUUUUGUAAUGUGAACAAUAAUUUGAAGGUCGUAACUCAGUUUGAUAGUUGGGUGCCGAGAUUUGUGUUCGCCAGGGGAGGUGGGGCGUAGCCCAUUUCAGUCAGAUUAUUCUGGCUUAUACUAGUUAUAAAUUGAACGAGUUCAAAUCCCAAAACGAAAUAAAAUCCAGUUUCCACCUUCCCAUAAAUCAGGACCCCCCCAUUACUUUGUGCACGAAAUGGGGACCGUUCAUUCCAUCGUGAGUCCUCUGUAAAAUUUGAACUAAAAGAGAGUUUUUUUCUGCAAAACUGAUUAUUGAUCAAGUGGACGGGUUUCCUCAUUUUUGCGUUUUAACUGUUCAAUUACACAUGAUGGUCAUUCUCUUCUCAUAUUCUCUAUUAGCGAUCUCUUCUUUGAUAACAAGACGUACAUGUACGUGUAGGUAACCAGCUUUUUGUACAUACAGUUGUUUGUGCAUUUAAGUCACCUUCGGAAGCACUCUACUCAUUAUUAAUUUGUAUACGCUGUGGAGAUGUACAUACAGUGGCAGUUUUAACAAUCUGUAAUGCCUGUCGUAAAAUCGUGUAUUUUUAUCGAGAGCAGAACAGUUUUUAAUAGGGCUGGAGUCCUCCGAUAAGGACACCGUAGAUGGCGCUAUUCAACCAUUCCUGUGGACUCCGCUUUGUGAAAUAUAACACGUGCGUAUAUAAUAGGAAUCGAAAGUCUCAUUUGAAUCUUAUUUGUACAAGGAGAAAGGUAUAGGUCUUCAUCGGUGUUAAACGCACGUAUGGGCUCAUGCUCACUUAAAGUAGACCUAUAGCCGUAGCCCCUGGAGCCCGUUUCGGACAGACGGCCUCAUUUCCAUCUGAAAGUUCACAAAGAUUUAUAUAAUGCUUUUUUUUGUUAUCGGAAUUAUCCUCUUGAUUGUACUUUCUAUUUACAUGUACUCUCUUAGACUUCUCAACUCACGUGCUGCAUGUAAGAAUUAUUAGUACUGAUUAUGUAAAAUGGUAAUUAUUGUCGCGUAUGAUAUUUGCUAUACGUUAAGUGGAUCUAAAUGAGUGUCUCUGUACUUUGUGAAUAAAACGUAUUCGUAAAGAUGCCAAUGUGCAUGUAUAUAUGAUGACGCACAAACAUACACGUAGUUGUAUCAUUUUACCAUACGUGGACCGAAUUUCCAAGCAUUUUACACAGCGUCUGAAGGCUUAUUCCUCUCGAUUAGACCGAACUUCCAAUACCUCAAACAGAGUUUAGAAGCAGUUGAAUAAAACUGAAGACAUAACAAGAAAACUUGUGAACA